Molecule: messenger RNA, 2567 nt
Organism: Notothenia coriiceps (black rockcod)
Lineage: Eukaryota; Metazoa; Chordata; Actinopteri; Perciformes; Nototheniidae
Gene: slc38a5b
Product: solute carrier family 38 member 5b
Exons: 17
Coding region: 296-1726 (476 amino acids)
Biological process (GO): L-glutamine transport; glycine transport; L-histidine transmembrane transport
Cellular component (GO): plasma membrane
Molecular function (GO): glycine transmembrane transporter activity; L-glutamine transmembrane transporter activity
Source: RefSeq, a predicted model, not a curated record
UCUCACUCUCUCCUCUCUUCUUCACUACCAAGGAGCUUUGGAGAGGAGCUCCUAGGAACACAAGGCCAAACAUAAACAUUGGAAGACUCUGGAAAAUUGAGAGGGCUCGCACCAGGAUUUAUUCUGUCAAUAUUUAAAAGAAAAGUAGAUUUGUUCUUGAUCACCAGGCAAUCUGAUUCAGUGUUUCCUGUGUACAGUGGCAUCCGUCUGUUUGAGUAGCAGGUGACAAUUUGAAGGGGAUUCUUUCAGUCCAGCAGAAGUACAUCUAGAAAAACUCACAACCUCUGCAACCAGCAUGGAGCUUCAGAAGUUGAACGGACACAGCAAGGACAAUGGGUUUGACGGUCUGGAUGGCUUGGCUGAACACGACGAGUUUCUCCCCCACAAAGCUGGAGUCAAGAAGGAAAACCACUUCACAGAUUUCGAGGGGAAGACUUCUUUUGGCAUGUCCAUCUUUAACCUCAGUAACGCUAUUAUGGGCAGCGGGAUUCUGGGAUUGGCUUUUGCGAUGGCCAACACCGGAAUUAUUCUUUUUCUGAUGCUGCUGGUGUCCAUCGCCCUUCUGUCUGCAUAUUCAAUUCAUCUCCUGUUGAAAAGUGCUGGAGUUGUCGGUAUCCGUGCUUAUGAACAGCUGGGAAAUCGGGCUUUUGGCAUCCCGGGAAAAAUACUGGCAGGGUGCACCAUUUCAGUACACAACAUUGGAGCGAUGUCCAGCUACCUCUUUAUCGUCAAAUCUGAGCUCCCUUUGGUUAUUCAAGCCUUCCUCAGUAAACAGGAAAACACAGGAGAGUGGUACUUGAAUGGAAACUACUUGAUCAUAAUAGUUAGUGUUGCCAUCAUCCUUCCUCUAGCACUCAUGAAACAACUUGGUUACCUUGGCUACACGAGUGGCUUCUCCCUCUGCUGCAUGGUGUUCUUCGUCAUUUCGGUUAUCUUCAAGAAAUUCAACAUCCCGUGUCCCCUGGUUGAUCAACAUCAAAACAACUUUACAAGUGAUAAUGUUAUCAAACACAUGAAUGUGACAGACGACUUCUGUGAGCCCAAAAUGUUUACCACUAACUCACAGACAGCGUACACCAUCCCAAUUCUGGCCUUUGCUUUUGUCUGCCACCCCGAGGUGCUGCCAAUCUACACCGAGCUACGAGACGCCAACAAGAAACGAAUGCAGAACAUCGCUAACGUCUCCAUCCUGGCCAUGUUCGUCAUGUACCUAAUAACGGCUCUUUUUGGUUACCUCACUUUCUUUGGUGCUGUGGAGUCAGAGCUGUUACACACCUACAGUCAGGUGGACGCCCUGGAUGGCCUGAUGCUUUGUGUACGUCUAGCCGUGCUGGUGGCCGUCACUCUGACUGUCCCCGUCGUUCUUUUCCCGAUCCGCAGGGCCUUGCUGCAGAUGUUCUUCCCUGACAAGCCUUUCAACUGGCCGGUGCACAUCGGCAUUACAUUGUGUCUCCUGUUUGUGGUCAACCUGCUGGUUAUCUUUGUGCCCACCAUCCGCGACAUCUUUGGAUUCAUUGGAGCCACAACUGCCCCCAGCCUCAUCUUCAUCCUUCCUGCAAUCUUCUACAUCCGUAUCAUUCCUGAAGACCAGGAACCUUUGAGGUCCAGACCUAAGAUUCAGGCUGCAUGCUUUGCUGCGUUGGGAGUCGUCUUCAUGGUCAUGAGUUUGUCGUUUAUCAUCAUCGACUGGGUGACCGGGGAGUCUCGGAGCGGAGGCGGACACUAACUGUCUCCACAGAGAAAUUAAACGAACACAAUGCCAUCCCAAACUCUCCGUUAUUAAACCCCUCCUCUCUUUUAAAGCCAAACAGGAAAACAAAAGUUUGGCAGCACAAGAUGAAGAAUAUGUGAAGUUCUCCUAUACAACAGAAAAAAUAAUAAUGGAGAUAAAUGAGAAUACAAAGAAAUGUAUUCUGACUGAAUACAAAGUCAUGCCUCGCUAUAAGGAUGUUUGGAGGCAUGUGUAGAAAUGCAACCAAAGGAUGAAUGGGAACAACAUGACUCAAAUGGAAAUCCCAUUUAGAGUAUGGAUGUGUGAAAAUGUCAGUUGUCCAUCCGUCAGUUGCUGUUUCAAUAUACAUUUAGGACUGUAAAAAAUGCUGGUGCUUUGUGUCAAAAUUACCCCAAACUUUCAAAGAAGCUGCAAAAUACGAGCAGUGAGGCUGAGGCCAGGCUAACCUUUCCACUCUACCUAAACACACUUUUCAAUGACUUGUACAUGGAGUUUAACAUUUUCUUAACGUGACUUUUUUAAUCUAUACUGACACUUAACAUGACUCCUGUAGAAGUGAUCAUCUCCAAAGCUGAGCCUGAGAUGGUCUUUUAUAAAUAAUACAACAGAAAUGGUGCAAUGUGUGGUGUUCAGCUGCUAUCAAUGAAGGUCAAACAGACAGUUAAAGACAAUCACAUGUGAAUCAAAAGAGAUGGUUUGUACAGUUUUUUAUGUAUUCCUGAAAAAAUAAAAAAGGUUGUUAAAACCCAGAGAUUAUACUUUUGUGUCAUAUUGAAAGAGGGUGUAUCACACUUUAAAAAACAAUUAAUUAAGGGGGGAAAAAGCCAUUUAAAAA